This is a messenger RNA of Postia placenta MAD-698-R-SB12, 1545 nucleotides long. RefSeq lists its product as hypothetical. The transcript has a single exon. Gene Ontology annotation, molecular function: inositol phosphoceramide synthase activity. Gene Ontology annotation, cellular component: inositol phosphoceramide synthase complex. Gene Ontology annotation, biological process: sphingolipid biosynthetic process; inositol phosphoceramide metabolic process. The record is from RefSeq and is a predicted model, not a curated record. The coding region runs from base 18 to 1406 and encodes 462 amino acids. Lineage: Eukaryota; Fungi; Basidiomycota; Agaricomycetes; Polyporales; Adustoporiaceae.
UACAGCUGUUUGCUAGCAUGAGUUUCUCAAAGCAGCAGCUACCACGCCCGCUCCAGCGAGUCUGGACGGCGUUCAUGGCCGCGGUCGGCCGUCUCGACAAGUCGCUCUCGCCGCGGGACACCAUCAGCCGUCUACGCCAACACUCCUUCACCUUCUCCGACUCCAUAUAUCUAUUCCACCUCGCCCUGGCCACCUUCUGGAUCACCAUCAUGCAAGUCCCCGGCUUCCCGCUCAAGCUCAUGAUACCCGUACUCUACGCCAUCGCGCUCCUCAUACCCCUCACGUCGCAGUUCUUCAUCCCCGCGACCCCGGUGUUCGCAUGGCUGCUGACCUUCUACACGUCGCGCUUCAUCCCUGCGGCGUGGCGCCCGAACAUCUCUGUCGUCCUGCUGCCGACGCUCGAGUCCGUGCUGUACGGGGCCAACAUCUCGGACAUUCUCACGCGCUUCACGCACCCGGUGCUCGACAUCUUUGCGUGGCUGCCGUACGGCGUGAUCCACUUCACGUUCCCGUUCGUCGUCGCCGCGUUCCUGUGGCUGUUCCGCACGAAGGAGGCGCUGCACCUGUGGGCGCGCGCAUUCGGCUACAUGAACCUGAUCGGGGUGAUGGUGCAGAUCCUGCUGCCGUGUGCGCCGCCGUGGUACGAGCUGAUCUACGGCCUGACGCCCGCGAACUACUCGAUGCCCGGGUCGGCGGGCGGGCUGGCGCGCAUCGACAAGCUGUUCCACUCGCACGGGUACACGGUCGCGUUCAGCAACUCGCCGGUGGUGUUCGGGGCGUUCCCGUCGCUGCACUCGGGCUGCGCGACGAUGGAGGCGCUGUUCGUGUCGCACUUCUUCCCGCACGCGACCAAGUUCAUCUGGACGUACACGGCGGUGCUGUACUGGGCGACGAUGUACCUGACGCACCACUACCUGAUCGACGUCGUGGUGGGCUCGUGCCUGGCGAUCACAUGCUUUUACCUGUAUCUGCCGGACGAACUCAAGGGCGCGAAUGCCCUUGCGCCGCCGGGUGGGUUGAACUCGCCGUACGGCACGCGGCGAUCAAAGUACGAGCUGUAUGACCUAGAGGAGCCGCGCACGGCACGUGGACGGGCUUCCAACGGCAGCAUCAUGCGCGACGCGGCAGACUACGACCUUGAGGACCCUUCGGACAGAGAGUCGGACGAGGAGGAGAUGGACAUUACGUUUCGGUCGCCAGUCCCGCCAACUACGCCUAACUCAGCGACGCCGUUGAUGAAGCCGAAGGGCAUGUCUUCGUCGAAGAAAAGCCAUCGGCACACGGCGAGCAUCGCGAGUCUAAUACGGGCAGAGGAGAGGGCGGAGGACGGGUGGAGUCCGAUAGGCGGCACUUUCAACAUCCCGCCACCGCGGGCUGCUGAGGAUCAGAAGGCGUUAAGGCAUUGAUGGGUGGGUUUUGUACAUGAACUUCUAAUUGCGGGUCUUCGUCUCCAUCUCCUGGUGUAUUUAUGUAGCGUCCACGUAUUGUCAGCAUACUCACAUGUCCGUCGCUUUUAUCGCUCAGAACGCACACAUUAAUCCCCCC